Messenger RNA from Ostrinia furnacalis (Asian corn borer), 2341 nucleotides. RefSeq lists its product as uncharacterized. Lineage: Eukaryota; Metazoa; Arthropoda; Insecta; Lepidoptera; Crambidae. The record is from RefSeq and is a predicted model, not a curated record. Bases 92 to 2341 code for a protein of 749 amino acids. The transcript is spliced from 19 exons.
CUCUCUGCAAGAUUCAACUUUACAGAUUUUAGGACUAAAUUGUUAAGUCAAAUCUACCAGUUAUUACCAUUGUUUUGAGUUUUCAGAAUUCAUGGAUCUUGCAAGUGAUAAGACUCCUGGAGCAACUGGAAUGAAUGGGCCAGUUGAAUUAAUAGUUGCAUACGGUCACCGACUAAAAUUACAUCGCGUCAAUUCUAAAGACAAACUAAACAAUGCCUUUGUAUCAAACACCGUUGACCACGAAAAGAAACGAAGCGUUAGCAAAUUGCCGAGAGUGAAAAAAGCCCCAUUGUACUCAAACGUUGACAAAAAUGCUGCUAAACCUUUUGUACAUUUGGACAAUUCCGGAGACACUAUAGCAGGGCCUAGCAAACCAAAACAUUUGCCACAAAGAACGAGGAGACCUAGUCCACGGAGUGAACCAGAGAAGACGAAGCCCAGUCACAUACCCAGGCGUAAAACUGGCUCAGUGAGCCCAACCCCAAAACACAAUACAAGCAGACCAGACAGCAGCUACUUUGGAAGCGACUCUCCAAGAAUACAGAGACUUCAAGUGCCUAAUAUUCCGGACUUCCACCAAGAUGACCACAUACCUACAACAUCAAGACCGAUUCCGACCCUAGGCCAGAUUUACAGACGCAACAAUAUCAUCAUAGAUGGAGAUAGAUUUUACGAUUGGUUCAUGGAAUUAGACACUCCAGUGAAUUCAUUGGAGUCCAAUCCGAGGAAUACACAGCGAUCGUCGACUGACAGCGCUGAUACUGCUCAAAGUGUAAUUAAUGUCGAAAUCAACAAGCCGUGUUUUGGUGAAACCGUAAAACCCAAAGUGGUGUUUGGCGCCAACGUUUACAAAACGACGAAUGACAACAUCAGCAACUGGCUCUCAAGCGAACUUGAGUACCCCAAUAAAGACAAUGAAUCUGGCUAUCGCUCAAUGAGCCCACACAGCCGCGGAGCGAUUAAUAUUGAAUCUAAAUCCGACGAAAAUGUGAAACAGUCCAAUGAAAAUUAUUGUUUAGGUUUGGCCAAAACCAGCGAGUAUACAGAACCCAGUGAGAGGGAAGCGAGCAACGAAAACAACAUUGGGGAGCCUUUUGAAAACGCCGCCUUUGAGCCAAGCGAUACGGCAGUAAAGGACAUGCCUUUAGUGGAGCAGCCGACCGUGGUCAUCUCGAGAUUACACGACGAAGACGAGCCGGGGUCCGUUUUCGCGGGCCGGAGUGUCAACAAGGUCGACAAGGGCUUAGGACCGAUUGUUAUAUGCAGAUCUGAAUUCAGCAAGAACCUUCAAUUUCCGUCGAUGACAGUGGCAGACUCAAAAGAUGAAAAGCAAGCCUUUGCUCCUUCGUACGUGGAAUGUCCGUCCGAGAUUCUGCAAAAAACGACUAACUUUGAAGGAGAUGGCAUCGAAUCCCCAAAAACCCUUAGCAGCCUCGCUUGCACUGACUUAGAAAUUCAUGACGACUACUCAAGCCAGUACACCUUGGAGAACGUUGACGACUGCAACCUCGAAGACCAGGCCACCACCGCCUGGUGUCCUGCCUGUAGGUCGCAGAGCUGCAUGACCUUUAUCAAGUCCGAGGAGUCUGAAAACACUGCCUUGCAGAACUCCUUCUGUGGCUGUCGCGGGGAUAAGAGCGAAGUGAAGGCUUCAGUUGUUGAUUCAGAUAGUAAAAUCCACCGUGAAAAACUUAAGUACUGCCGCCUCUGCGGGAGGAGAAACUCGCUGACCCUCCACGGUGACGUCAGGAAGUACUGCAAGAAGCACUCCAGAUACCGGCGGUUCCCCAGCUAUAGAUACAAAAUUGCAAGACCUUUCGACACUCUACGCAAGCACCUAUCCAUAACUCGCAUAUGCAGGCACCGCUGGAACCACGUGUGGAAAAAAACCGCCGCCAGGUGGGCCCACAGGUCCAAGUCACAUUCGAAACUUGGAAAGUUUCGUAUGCUCGAAUACCUUCAAAGUUCUAUCAUCUGGGAGGACGUGGAUGUCCAGACACUGACACUUGUGUACAGAGAAACGGGGACUCAUACCAAUGUAAUGCAACAAAAAUCAGCCGGUAUUAGCGCAUUCAUCAAGCAAUGUACAUCUGCAAAGAAAACUGACACGGGUGGAGUAGGCACUUCUGCGAAAAGUUUCAAGUCAAGAUUCAAGCAAAUUAAUCUUGGUCCUUCCAGAUUUCCCUUCUUUUAUAAUUCAAAACGGAAGUCGAUGCCGUUGAAGAAAGUUGACGAGUCGUCCAAAACGAUCCACCGGUUUUUCAGCUACCCAGAGAACCAGAAUAAAUUCGUGGAAGCGGUCGAAUCCACGCGCUCUCGGAAUGACAACUUCUCAAAAUGA